Messenger RNA from Ostreococcus lucimarinus CCE9901, 1839 nucleotides. RefSeq lists its product with no specific name. Gene Ontology annotation, molecular function: protein binding. The transcript has a single exon. Gene Ontology annotation, biological process: cell division. The coding region runs from base 1 to 1839 and encodes 612 amino acids. Lineage: Eukaryota; Viridiplantae; Chlorophyta; Mamiellophyceae; Mamiellales; Bathycoccaceae. The record is from RefSeq and is a predicted model, not a curated record.
AUGAGCGCGGCGCUCGGCGAGAACGCGCUGCGGCGCGCGCGCGACGCGCGAGACGCGUACGCCGCGAAUGGUUCGAUCGCCACCGCGGUGUUUCUGGCCGAUAAAGCGCUGUCGCUGAGCGGUGACGACGCGAAAGAUGCGCUCGCGCUCGCCGAGCUGUUGCGCGUCGACGGACAGCAUCGACGCGCGCUCGGCGUGCUGCGGCGCGUCGGCGAGUGCGGCGGUGGGAGGGCGCGGUUGUUGCGAGCGCGGUGUUUGUUCGCGCUGAAGGCGUACGAGGAGUGCGUGAUGACGCUGGAGGGGGAGGACGAGGGCGGCGCGGCGGCGCCCGGCGAGACGGAGAAGCGGCGGUGCGAGCGGUUGGCGGAUGGGAACGCGCGCGACGCGGCGGCGAUGUGCGCGCUGCGUGGACGGGCGUAUGAGGCCUUGGAGAACACGGUGAAGGCGUUCGAGGCGCACUCGUUGGCGCUGUCGUUCGAUCCGAUGUGUUACGAGGCGUACGAGGCGGUGCUCGCGACGCACAUGUUGAGCGAAGAAGAGGAGCGUGUUUUCGUCGCUUCGUUGGACGGACACGAGGACGAUGUGUGGAUCAGGGAUGUGUAUGUGGUGAUGGGAAACUCGCGGGAGGUGGAUUCCGAGCUCGCGCGGGGUGCGGGCGAGGAGACGAACGCCACGGCGUCGACGUCCGCCGCGCUCGAACUGCUCAAGCACAACGGCGAUGUUCGCAUCGCGUGUGCGCGGCGCAUGUAUCAGCGCGGUGAAUUUGCAGCGUGUUGCGCCGAGUUGCAGCGUCAGUUUGCGCUCGAGCCGUCUCGAUUGAACGGGUUGCCUCUGUAUUUUGCCACGCUCGUCGAGCUCGGGAAGAAGAACGAUUUGUAUCUAUUGGCGCACUCCUUGGUGGACGAGUACCCGAAGAAAGCCGUGACGUGGUUUGCGAUCGGAUGUUACUACAUGGCAACUCGCCAGUACGACGCCGCGCGAAAGUAUUUCAGCAAGGCGACGAGCAUCGACGCCUCGUUCGUGCAGGCGUGGAUCGGUUACGGGCACGCGUUCGCCGCCCAGGAUGAAAGCGACCAAGCGAUGGCGGCGUACAGGACCGCCACGCGAUUAUUCGCGGGCACGCAUAUUCCCGUGAUGUCCAUCGGCAUGGAGUACCAGCGCACGAAUAAUCUGAGCUUGGCGAGUCAAUUUUUCCGCAAGUCGUUUGAGAUUUGCAGCACCGACCCGCUCCUCUUCAACGAGUACGGCGUCUUGCUUUAUCGCCAGGGCGAAUACGUGAGUGCGGUCGAGAACUUCGAGCGCGCGUUGGAUCUUGCACCGAAACCGGUGACGCAUCGUUGGGAGUCUCUCGUCGUAAACUUGGCCCAAGCGUUGCGCAAGAUGGGCCGUCACGACGAAGCCAUCGAGCAGUUUCAAUACGCUCUUUCCGUCGCACCGCGCAACGCGUCCACACACGCCGCGCUGGCGUUCACAUACCAAGUCAAAAGCCGAUGUACUGAACCAGUAUCGUUGGGCUUGGCCAUCGAACACUACCACAAGGCGCUCAGUUUGCGCUCCGACGACGCGUUUUCUCAGCACCACCUCGAACUGGCGCUCAUCGAUCAAUCCGCGAUCACGGUUCCCAAGCACGAAAAGGUGGAUUUUGAAACCGCAUUCCCCAUCGGCGAUCCUAUCGCGGCGACUCCCGAGGCGCCAUCGCCGCAGGGAGGUUUAUUCCCGCCGCCCUCCCCGCGGAGCUUUCGCAGCACGCCCACAUUCGGUCAAACGCCGUUUGCGAGCGCCGCCGUGGACGAGUCCGUCGACAUGGACCAGUCCGUGGACAUGGACGAGGGGGAGUGA